Molecule: messenger RNA, 7676 nt
Organism: Penaeus indicus
Lineage: Eukaryota; Metazoa; Arthropoda; Malacostraca; Decapoda; Penaeidae
Product: bromodomain adjacent to zinc finger domain protein 2B-like
Cellular component (GO): chromatin
Molecular function (GO): protein binding; DNA binding
Source: RefSeq, a predicted model, not a curated record
UACAUGUUCGCGUGAGGGUCGCUGGGACGCCGCCGCUCGCCGCACGGAAUGCUCACUAAAACACGUCGGAAUUAUGAUUAUGGUCGCAUUAUCACCAAGUAAACGAGGAUGGACAACAGCAGAGAAGGCGAGCGAGGGGACAAAACCCGGGGUGGGUUGCCACCCGGGAUGGACCCGGCAACAGCUGCACUAUAUGCCAACAUGUUUGGAGCAGGCAGCUUAGGACCCUAUGGGGCAGCAGCGGCAGCGGGCAUCCCGGGCUGGGGUGGGCUGCCUCCUGGCUUCCCACCCUCCAGUUCCGCAGCCGGCCUGGCAAGCUUGGCAGCAGCACAGCAAGCACAACAGGCUGCAGCACUGGCUAGUCUCGGACCAGCUGCAGCUGCCUACCAGGAUCGAGCAAUGGGAGAUCAACAUUACCGGUACAACCAAAGCAGCUACCGAGCCGGGAUGAAUCCGCGUUCACACGAGGCGCACUUCUCCGAUUCUACAGCCUGGUGGAAUCUGGCCGGCCUGCAGCAGAUGGAACUCCUGUCCCGCUUGCAGGGGGGCCUCGGGGGGAGUGGGGGGGCGGGGGCUGCUGCUGCCGCUGCUGCAGGCCUCGGAGGCUUUGGCGGCCUGCAUCCCGAACACUUGAUGAACCUGGAAAUCCUCCAAGCACAACAUGCAGCUGCCAUGGCUGCAGCCUUAGCCACAAGUAAGGCCUCAACUAGCAGUUCCAAACACUCUAAGAAUAGUAGCAGUAGUAACAGCACUAGCAGCAGCAGUAGUAGCAAGGGCAUCACCAGUACUCUCAGCUAUAGAGGUACAUCGGCCACAACCACGACCUCGUCCUCCAGUAAAUCACGGGAGCUCUCGAGCAGCAGCAGCAGUCGCUCAGGGCUAGAGAUCAGUCGCCUGGCCUCGUCCUCACACUCCUCGUCUUCCAACCCCAGCAGGCCGCCGAGCUACCCAUACAACUCCUCCUCGUCCUCCUCCUCCUCCUCCUCAACACACCGUUACAGCUCUCCGCUCUCUGGCCUCGAAAGUGCUACUUCACAUCAUUCCGAGCUGGGUUCCUCAGCCAGCCUCUCCUACGGCAUUGCUAGUCUCAUUGCUGACAAACACCCGUCAUCCCAUAAGUCGCACUCGUCCUCAUCAUCAUCAAACAAUUCCUCAUCACAAGCAGAGCGGGUUGCCGAGAAACUGGCAAAUAACGGGAGUGUGUCCAUCUCCAAGGCCAUCCGAAACAAGGAAUUAGAGAUUAUUCCCAUCUCGCCGGCCGUGAAGGGGAGCACGCAGUCGCACGGCAACACCCAGCCCCACCGGGACAAGUCGGAGCCCAAGGUGUCCAUCUCGACCGUCGGCUCGGGCAACUCCCGGCUGUCCAACGGCGUGCCGGGCAGCGGCGGGUGGCGGGAAGAGAGCGCCAGCGUCUCCAUCGAGCCCUGCGGGUCGACCGGCUCAGCCUCAGCUGACGACGCUCCGCUGAAUCUUUCCAUGAAGAGCACUGCUUCGCCAAGGCCAUCAUCGAAAAGUCACGAUAAGAGAGAACACAAGGAAUCACAUCCUAGUCCGCUGACCCUGCCUCGAAGUGGACUUCCUCCUUUAGACUUCCCUCCAGGCUUAAGUGCAGGCUUGGGUGCAGGCCUAACCCCUAGUCUAGAAGUUCUACAAAGUUUAUAUGGGCAGCACGGAGAGCCCAGGGAUGUUCUGGCCUCGAUGCAAGAAGCUCUUCAACGUCAGCUCCUCGCCGCAGACGGAAAGAGAGAGGAGAAGAAGAAGAGGAGGGAAGAGGCUCACAGGCAGUCUAUUUACCAGAUGGAGGACGCCCAGGAGCGGUCACGGCAUCUUGGACGAGGAGUAUCCAAACCCAAAAAGAACACAGUUGCGUCAUUGCUGGAACAGUGUCGUGCAGCGGGCAUAAAGCCUUCAACCCUACCUCUGCCCCCCACUACCUCCAUAGCAGCCACACCAGUCACUACCUCCCCCCCUCUGCACGUUUCUUCGUUGCGCGCGGGGGACCCCAUCUCGGCAGCUUCUCCAAUUGUCAACUCCCGGUCCUCGCCAUCACCAGCGUCGCAAUCUCUUCCUCCAACAUUACUGCCUGGGCUCCCAGCAAAUCUCCCUCCGUCACUCUCUGCCUCUCUGGGGGCGCCAUUACCCCCUCCAGUCGUACCCACGCCUCCUGUGCCCUCCCUGUCCAUCUCUGCCAUUGCCUCCACUCAGGCCUCCACCACCUCUGAGGUUUCUACCACAAUCACUCUGACGACAACAUCCUCCCUGUUGUCCUCCACCUGCCUAACGCCUCCAAUGGACACCCCCUCCACCCCCUCAACCACCACCACCACCACCACAUGCACUGCUCCUUGCACUUCCUCCAACUCGUCCCCAUUGCCUCCCUCAGCCUCCACUUCGUCAGUGGCUGGCUCUGGCUCUGCUGUCGCUUCCUCUUCUUCCUCCUCCUCUUCCUCCGCCUCUGCCCCCCCUCCCUCCUCUUCUUCCCCUUCCUCCUCUGCUGCCACCUCCUCCUCCUCCUCUUCCUCUUCCUCUUCCACUGCCACCAUCACAACCAACUCUUUAGCCACCUUGUCCAGCCUUCCAGCCUUGUCCAAUUUACCCCCUAUACCAGGCCUGGCCACGCCACCCUUGUCAUCCGUCUCUGCAUCCACAACUCCUCCACCUCCCAUUCCAUCAGCCACCACGAUAUCCAGUCUAUCGACAGGGAUAUCCUUGACAUCCUCAUCCACACCCCCUAUAAUGGCCUCCACCCUGUCACUGCCCCUUCCCUCUGCGCUGUCCUUGUCCUCUUCUGUGAGCAUAACAUCCGUGGCUCCUGAGACCACCAUGGCAUCACUACUCAACAAACCAAGUGUCACCAUACACCCGACAACUUCAGCACCAGAUGGCCACGACAGGGCAAAGUCUAAUAUGGAAAUGGAGAAUUCGGUGGACAUUGUAGCAAUCACAAGAGCCCAUGAGAAUGGGGGAGAUAAACCAGUGAAGAAGCGACACAUGAUCACGUCGAGCAGCGUGGACGGAAGGCUGAUCACCACCAUUAAAGCCGCAGCAACAGCCAUGGAUUCCUCAGAGCUUAGUGACUCUGAAUCGGAUGAUGAGUCCACCUCGCUCUCCUCCAUUGAUGAGGACACCUUAAAUAACAUCCCAUCCCCUUGGCUCAAGAGGGACACCCCAGACUCACCCUCUGUCUAUGGUGACUCUCCGCCAACCAAGAAACGGAAGAUGAUAACAGAUGAAGUUUCACUUCGCGUCCCGCUUAUGUACGGGUGGCGGAGAGAGACGACAAUGCGCACAAUCACACAAUCAGGAGUUCGAGGAGAAGUAAUCUACUAUGCCCCUUGUGGCAAGCCCUUCCGGCAAUACCCAGACAUAAUGAGGUACUUGGAGAAGCAUGGAAUAACGGAAGUGACGAGGGACAACUUCAGCUUCUCAAGCAAGAUACCCAUUGGAGAUUACAUUGAUGCAAACUCUCAGACACGCCAUAAUGAGAAUGAGAUACGGGACAGAAUUCAGAAAAUUCGGGAGCAAAAAGGAUACAAACCGCAAAGAAAAAAUGAGGACGGCCGAGAUGCCCUAGAAGUGGAGGCCGAGGCCAUCCUCCGACGGUUAGAGGCCGAGGAGGAGGCCGAGAAGGCUCGAAAGGAGUACCGAGCACAGCUAGAAGAACAACAACAACUCAGCUGGCCCGGCGACUGCUUUGGACUGAUCCAACAAGAGAUACGAGAGGGAUUACAGCGAGAACAGGAAAGACUAAAGAAACAGGAGGAACUCAGGAAAGAAAAAGAGGAAUUACGGAAGCAGAGGGAGGAAGAGAACCGGCAGAGACUCUACGAGCAGCUGAGAAAGGCACAGGAAAGAGAACAAGAAAAACAGAAGCAGAAGUUGAUUAAGGAACAGUUGUAUCUACAGGAGCUCAACAAACAACGUGAAAUGCUCUACACUCUUGAGCUGGAGCGAGAGAGGAGGAGAUACCAUGGCGUUCUAGUGCGCGCCAUUGAAGCGAGGAAAAGAUACGAGGAGAGAGAAAGACGGAGAGAGGAGAUGAAGGAAGAGAAGAGGGCGACCAGAGAAAGAAAACGUGAAGAGCGCUUGCAGGCGCGGGAGAUCCACCAGCUUAUGAAGGAGGUGAAGGAGGACAUGGAACUGACGGACCACACUGACCUGCCCGAGAUCUCCCGUCUCGAUGGCCUGAGACUGCCCCCAGAGGCAUUCGGAAACAUCCUCAUGGUUUUUGAGUUCCUGCACAAUUUCGGGGAAACCUUAGGGUUCGACAUGGAGUCGCUACCAUCAAUUCAGAGCUUGCAGAUGGCUCUCCUGAAUGAUAAUGAAAGCGAGGAGGAGCUCUUGAGUGUACUGUCUCACUUGCUUGUAUGUGCCAUUGAAGAUCCAGGAAUACCAUCUGCACAGCGGCAUACCACCAUCCUGGGCCAGACCCUAAACAGAGCUGACAUCACGCACGCCAACAUUUCUGAAAUCUUGAGAGUUUACCUGAAUGCCAAUGCCACAGGCGAGGUUCGCAUCAUUCAUGGCCUCCUGGGCACAGAGAAGGAGCGUCGCGAAAACCCCAAAAAGGCCCAGGAAUGGGACGCAAAGCUGGCGGAGAUGGAUGCUUACAAGAUGUCCCAGUGGCUGAUGCACCUGCCCUUCCUCGCCCUCAAUCCGACUCAGAAGAGUGAGAUUGUGGCCUACGUGUGCAAUGAGCUCCUGCAGAACAAGGCAGUCGUGCGGCAGAUUGAAGAGUCGCUUGAUAGACACAACGGCCUCAAGACGGAGAAGUGGAAGCUGGAUGCCAGGAUCAGAAAACUGCGUAGGAGUGUCGCCCGCAAGAGAAUCUACAACGCGGCCAUGAGGUCCAUGAUGGAGCACAGGGGAGAGGACUCAAACAUGUCCAACAUCUCUGGCAUCUCAUCCUGCCAGGGAGAACAAGAGAAAGGAGAGAAGAAGGAUAAGGAAGAGGACAAGAUGAAGGAGGAGGAGGAGGAGGAAGAGGAGGAGGAGAAUGAAAGCGGCAACGAGAGCGACAACAUGGAGGAGAUUCCAGACGAGGAGGAUGACAAACACCUCAAUGCGGACGAUGCAUCCAAGACCCUAGAGCUCCUCCAGCGUCAGAUGAACCAGGUGCGGCAGGAGCUCUUUGACACAGCCCAGCAAGUGCGAGGUUUCAACUGUGGCCAAGAUAGGUUCCAGCGGACGAUGUGGGUGUUGCCUCAUGCCGGAGGUCCCUUCCUGGAAGGCCUGUCAUCGUGUGACUACACCGGAAGGGAGCAUUUCCCCGUCACGGUUCCCCCGGCAGGAGGGAAGGUCGGCUACACCCUAGAGGAGAUAACGGAGAAGCUGAAGGAGGACCAGAUCAAGAAGGAGAAGAUCAAGGAAGAGCGGAAGAGCGAGGUCAAGGAGGAGCCGGUUGUGAAGGAGGAGCAGAUGGAAGUGGUGAAGACAGAGAGCGAGGUGAAGAAGGAGGCGGGCGAGGAGGCAUGUGUGGGGAGUGUUGAGAAGGAGGAGGUGGAUGUGAAGCCGCCUCUGAAUGGCCAGGUGAAGGAAGAGGAUGAUUUUGAAGUGCCUGAUAUUCCAAAACGAACAGAAAAGUGUAAAGAAGAAAUUGAAAAACUGGAGGAGACAAAGAACGAUAACCUGAAUGGUGUGAACGAAUCCAAAGCCAACGGAAACACGACCAGUGAAGUGUACUCUUCGCUGAUCAAUGCUGGACUUAAUCCCUACAUGGUCAAUGGCCUGAAGGAGGGCAACCCCUCGGGAAGCAGUGAAGGAAUUGACCAGAACCUUUUGGCGACGGGGCUCGGCCUCGUUCCCGGGCAGUACCUGAGACCCGAGCAUGUUGCCCAGCGGGAGAAGUUGAGCUUCAGCCUACUGCCGCGCAUACCCUGUGAUGUCUCGUCCCUGGAAGCACUGCCAGCCAACCAGACUCCCCAGGCCACCCCUAGAGGAUCCCCUCGGGAGGCCUCGCCCUUUUCAAGGUACAGCAGGCCACAAAGCCCUGCUGUAGGAGUCUCCCAGAAUUCAGGCAGUACCCCAGGCCCACAGAACACCCCCUUAGGGGCAAACACCCCUGGAGUACCCAGCACUCCAGUGGCAAUGAGCACCCCAGGGGCUGUGCCCACGCCGGGGUCUGUGAGCACCCCCAUCUGUAUGAACGCCACUCAGGGAAGUGUGUGCAGUACUCCAGGAACUCUGAGCAACUCAACCGUGUCAGGGACGCCCGUAUCAUCAAGCAUGCCAGGGAGUGUCCAGUGCAUGUCCCAUCGGGAAUUGCUCGAGAGAUUACACCAGUCAGCUGAGGCUCUGCCUGUCCCAGAUGAGUACAAAACCGGAUGGUGGCACGUGACCGAUGUGGAACAGUUGCGCGAGAUGAUUGGGGCACUGAACGAGAGAGGCGUGAGGGAACGAGAACUAAAACGCUUCAUUGAAAAGAAUUUCACCAUAGUGAAGAAUGCCCUCGCAAAAAUCGACCCAGAGACGGUGACCCUAGAACCCGACGCCGAGGAGGACGAGAAGGUUUUCUUCGAUGAGUACGGAACCCCAGUGGCCGAUGAACCCGCACACUGGUCACCGGAGAUCGCACUCAAGGUGGAUCUUCUCGUGCUGGACACUGUUUACGCGAUGGAGGAGAAGAUCACUAAUGCAUCUAUGCAGAAUAAGAGUUGGCGUCUGGGCGAGAAUGGAGAAAAGCACAUGGGUGAAUUUCGCGCAUCUUGCCUCUCUCCUGUAGACGAGAACGACGUGCGCCUGAACCCCAUCCAUGUGGGACGAGAGAGACUCCUGGCGCUCGAGGAGGGCAUCGAAAGAAGAUACCUCAAGCCACCUCUAGGAAUACCAGUGAACCCAAAGAACGAAACGACAUCGGAGUCCAAGGAAUCUCCGAAGGGCCUGCAGGUGUGGCGGGAGGCGGUGGCCAAGUCCGAAACGGCUGCGCAACUGGCAAUGUGCACCUAUAUGCUGGAGACGGCUGUUGCUUGGGACAAAAGCAUAAUGAAAGCAUACUGCCAGUUCUGCCACAGUGGAGAUCAUGAGGAGAAGCUGUUGCUCUGCGACGGCUGCGACAAGGGCUACCACACACACUGCUUUAAACCACCAAUGAAUAACAUUCCUGAGGGUGACUGGUACUGUUAUGAAUGCGUCAACAAAUUUAGUGAUAGUUCGCAACGGCACUGCCUGGUGUGUGGCGGGACGGAGGGCCGGACACUCGUCCACUGCUCGGUCUGUCCAAGAGCUUAUCACACCACCUGUAUCACUCCUAACCUUUCUAAGGUACCUCGCAACAAGUGGGUGUGUCCAGCCUGCACCAGCAAGAGUCCCCGAGGGCGAAGAGGGCGCGCGAAGAAAGUGAGUGAGAGCAACACCCAGGGGGCGGCCAACAACAGUACCACACCCUUGGAUGUUUCGCAGGACGGCAUUGAUGAGGCUCAGCCCUCAACCCCGGUCUCGUCAAGCAAAAAGGAGAGAGCCAACAAGAAGAAGGAACAGAGAGACUUACAGGCGUGCAAAAGCAUAGUCCAAGAGCUAGAAGGACACGAGGAUGCGUGGCCCUUCCUCCUCCCCGUCAACACCAGACAAUUCCCCACCUACAAGAAGAUCAUCAAGAAGCCCAUGGACCUCUCCGUCAUCAAAAAGAAAUUGGAAGAUAAUCUGUAAGUCAGCUGGGCUGUGUGCUUGCUGUCCGUUUU